CAUCAGUUGUACAAACGUUUUAUAUAUAUAUUUUUUUUACAAUUUUUUUAAAUUUUUUUUUUUGCAAUUGCAUUUGUAAUUUGAGUUUUGUGUUAAGCCCACGAUGUCCUCCUCUGACAGAGUUGUUUUGGCACUUGGGGGAGCUGGCACCGUUGGGUCAGGAAUUGUCAAAGCGCUGCUGGACAAAGGUUUCCGUGUGGCUGUGAUCUCCAGGGAUGGAAACAGACUUGAAAAGCUGCAGAACUUUGUCACCCCUUCUACCAAAGACCAUCUCUAUACUCUGGUAGGAGAUGUGGGGACUGAGGAAGGAGCCGAAGCAGCUAAAACCAGCCUGCUGAAGAGUGUGGGCAAGGUGACCGACAUCGUGUCAUCACUGGGCUUCAGCUGGUGGCAGGGGGGCCCUCCUCACACACAGUCACUCAAGGAGCUCCAUCAGGUACUGGAAACUCUUCUCUUGAGCACAUUUACUUCCUGGAAAGCUUUUUUCCCAUUGGUGAAAGACAGUGCCAGUGGAACAUACACAUUCAUUACUGGUGGUGCUGGAGAGCGGUUGCUGAUGCCAGGGACUGGAUUUCUCACUCUGGGGGCAGCAGGAGCUUUGGCGUUCUGCCAGGUAGUCAGGGAGGAGUACCCUGAUGUGCCAUGCAAACUGAAUGAGGUGAAGGUAAACAUGGGAGUUGCCAACGCAGAGAGGAUGGGACCGGGUUACAUCAACCACCUGGACCUGGGCGAAGCGGUGGCGUCUCUGGUGGAGAAGAGGAAUACCUCGCACAAAGUGUUCAGCAUCAGCUCCCCUGCUGACCUCAAGACCGUCUUCCUGGAGGGGAAAGUCUAGAUGUCCUGCCAGAGACUGAAUAUGAAGACCCUUUAGCAAUCGCACUUCUGCAAACACCAUAUAUAAUACAUUACAUUGUAGAGCUAACGCAGAUCUUAUAGGAACCAUAGUGAUGACCAGUAGUUUUUCUGUAACCAUAGACAAAUUGUGACCUUUAGAAAAUUUUAACCUCCCCCAGUUUUCCUAAGAAAAGACAUUUUUUGCUGCAUGUCUGGUGCUUCCGUUGAAAGUACAGCAAAUACAAAAUUGUACUCCCUUUUUAUUUCACUAUCUAACAUUAAAAUGAAAUACUGAAAACAGGGAAUAGUACAUUUAUUUACAGUUAUUACCGUGAAUGAACUAAAUCUGUGAAUUAUUGCAAAUCUGUGAAUUAUCACUUUAUCUGGGACCCUCAAGAUGAGCUUUAUUAAGCUUACUUCUCUACAUUUAAAUUAACAUUUGAUGAUAAAACAUAAAAAAAAAAAAAACAUAGUGGAUAAAUAAAAUGACCGCCUUCUAGUUCCAGAACCAAAAUAUUUGUGGUAUAUCUCUGUUGUUCUGUUGAGGCUUACCAAAAAUACAAAAGUAGGUUACAAUGCUUUCCUGCAUUAUUAAACUUGAUAGCCGAUCAUUUGCUUUCACCUUUUCCCCCAAAAAAGAAUGAAUGCCAAUAGUUUACUGAAUGUAUUCCAGUGUUAUUUUAUUUGUUGUUGUUGUAAAAUGUGACAGCUGUCAAAACUAAUAUGGCAGCUCUAACCAUGCAUUAAAGAAAACACAUAAAAGUUGUAUUUCAGUGGCCCAGUGAAUCUGGACACUUUGCUUCAGUGGUUUUGCCUCUUCUCCCCUGUGUGAGAAGAGGCUAUAUCAAUUGACUUGCCUUUUUGUUUUGUUUGCCUGUCAUGUUAUUUCUUUGCAGGAAUUCCAUUUAUGAUAAUGAAAGAUAGCUAAGCCUAUUUUGUAACACUCGCAGUGCUUUUGCAGAGUCAGGAUUAGUCAGUCUGAAUGAUUCACUUCUGUUUUACGGGGUCACGGAUAUGUGCAACGGCAGGCGUCAAUCUCUUUGACUGCUGCAAAAAACAUGAGCAGCACAACCUUAUCACCACAUCACUCCCAUGAGUAAGUAGCAUCAUAUCGCGCAGCUGGAUAUCAAAAUUACUUAUGGCAGACAGAUUAGCCUUUGCUUGUCUUUUUCAAAUUUUGUUUAUAUUUUCUGUAAUUUGUUCAUCAUUGACUUCAAGAUCAGUCCCCCUACUGGUCAUUGUAUGUGUUGUCUCCUAGAUUAUGGAUCAUAGAUUUCAUUUAGUCACAUACAAUUCUACAUUUAACUGAUGCUUGUAUUGGCAUAUGUUGAACACUUGGCACAGUAUCAAAGAUUAACCUUUUCCCUACCAGGAGAGCAUGCAUACAUAAAGUUAAUUCUGUAUUUAAAUGACAUCAUAGCAGAGUUCAUAUCAUAUAAAACACCAGUUAUUACUAGGUGUGCCACUCUUAACUAAUUUAAAAAACAAGUAAAGGGCCCAUUUUGAGCAGUAGCAGUUCCAGUAUUUAGUUUAAUAGAGCAGAAGGACAUUUCAAAAAAUAUAUUAGAACUAACAAUGCUUUUAAAACCUAUUGUUUUUACCACUAGCGCCAGCAAUAUUAACAUUGCCCCCAGAUUUACCAGAUUGCAGGCAUAAACCAACGACACAAAGUGGAAACAUGACAGAGAGUGGUUGAGAUUAGAGUCAUAAAACUUUUUUUCUUUUAAGCACAACUUUCAAAUUUUUUAGCUGUGCAAAUUGUGUAGGCCUCUAAGCAAAUUGCUAAAAAAUAAUACAGACAUGUUCAUUUAAAUUAGUUGUCUCAUGAAACACCGCCUUACAGAAAGCUAUGAAUGCAUACUAAAUUAUAACCUCAGUUAUUAUGUUAGUUCAUUACUUUAGCUGUGCAGUAACUGUGUGUCAAAGCUAACCUAUUCAUCACAAGUAAAUCAGAGCAGGCAUGCAGAUGUCUAUGGUGUGUAUUAAAGCAGUAGAAUAGUUUCAUAUUAAUGCUGUAUGAUAGGUCCUUUGUUACAGGUGAAUCUAUAGGUUCAUUCUCCUCCAUACGUUUUUGUGCAUUUAGUAUUCAAGAUAAAUGCUUGUCUCUUGUAAUGAAAGCUUUAUUUACAGUAAAUACAUUUCAUGCUUCCUCAAAAUCACUAUAAAUUGCAUGCGUUAAGACAUUCUAUUUGUAAAGAAACCAAACUGUCUUAUUGUUUGCAUCUUCUAUAAAAGCCACUACCCUAUUCCAAUGGUUCUCUGUCCAUUUGGACCUUCUUAAAAGUGACUUUGAUCUCGUGUGCCCCCCUUUUUGAAUUUCUAAUAAAUAAUACAGUCAUUA
This is a messenger RNA of Polyodon spathula (Mississippi paddlefish), 3175 nucleotides long. RefSeq lists its product as uncharacterized. The transcript has 6 exons. The coding region runs from base 104 to 835 and encodes 243 amino acids. Lineage: Eukaryota; Metazoa; Chordata; Actinopteri; Acipenseriformes; Polyodontidae. Gene Ontology annotation, biological process: fatty acid beta-oxidation. The record is from RefSeq and is a predicted model, not a curated record. Gene Ontology annotation, molecular function: 2,4-dienoyl-CoA reductase (NADPH) activity. Gene Ontology annotation, cellular component: mitochondrion.